UCCUCGUCCCCCACCGCGGCGCCACCCCUCUACCCCGACGCGCCGCCGCCCCUCUCCCCAGAUGCGCCGCCGCGCCGCUCCUCUCCCCAGAUGCGCCGCCGCGCCGCCCCUCUCCCCUGACGCGCCGCCCCUCUCCCCCAGCUCGCCGGCCUCCCCUCCCCCCACUCUUUCCCAAAAGAGGCCGCCUCCCGAGCUCUGCCAUGCGCGGCUGCGCCUGCUCCACUGUCCAGGUGACACCGGUCGAUGCCCCAACCGCGUGCCGCCGUAUACUGCUGCUCCUUCCCAUGAGCCACCUCGCCUUCUCCUCCGUGGAUAAGUUCGCCGACGAGCGAGGACUCCGGAUCGAGCCGGCCGACGCCAACCUGCUGGCGUGCCACCCCCCGCCCCAGCCAUCUCCUCCACCACGGUGCACCACUGCCUAUUCUAGCCAUGGGCAAGCACAAGUGCCACCCCCGGUGGUCAGUCCAGCUCCUGCAACCAAUACAGGUCGUUGCCCCUUUUGCCACAAUGGCAGCAGCACGAACACGAAUGUGGUCGUCCUUAACCAGUUCCUCACGCGGCCUCCACGCAAGCGCUGCUCAUGUAUGCUUACACCAAAAGUGCUUACUUGAAGGGGUAGCCAUGGUGCUGAUACUAAAAAAAUGGAUAAGUAAUCACAAAGACCAUCAUGGAUGACGACAGGCCUACAGCUGCUAUGGUUUUAGUCAAGUGUUUCAGAAAUGUGCAGUACUACUUUGUAUCUGUCACUCUUUGUCACGGGAAGGUGACUAAAGCUCCAUAUUGCAAUUUCACUAAGCUAUCCGGAUUUAAUUUAGUGUUUAAAAUUAAUUAGUUUCUUGUCCAGUCAUACUAGUACUAAUGAAAUAUCAAGUUGACAUUGUGCUCGGCCAUAGGUCCGCAUUUUUUCUCUCCCUUCGGUUCAAGGAGCAGCAACAGCUGGCCUGCAGUUCCGCCAUCUGAAGACAUGGGAGAUGUCCGUAAUCCCCUUAUGGUAAUUAUGUAGGUGCGGAACCUCCCAAGCGCACGACAACCUCAUCCGUCCAAGUUGAGCACUGGGCGCUGUCCGAGUAGAGCAAUGCGCCCCGUCCAAGUUCCCAUCUAAUGUUGAACGUUCAAUUUUGUCAUGUUGAAUACUAUACCACUGAGUGCUAUUGACAGUCAGUUAUUUCCUCCUUCCAUGCUGCACUUGGAGAGCUUAAUCUCCCAUUGGCAAAUUUAAUCUGUACCAGUAAGUACAUGAUUAAUAUUUUAGGAUAUGUGUGGUUCCAGUAAGUACAUGAGUACUAUUUAGCAUGUUUGGUUGCUUCUGAAACUAAAAAUGUCAGGGUGUACUGAUGCAUUUCAAAAUUGUUUUGUGUUUUCAGGGAAAAACAUUUGUCAGGUUUUUGGUGGCCAAGUGUUAUUGAUAUGGAGAUGAAUAACUAUGCGGAUGCACUCCUGCUGUUUUUGCAUCUCCUUCGCGACGACCUAUUGUGUGCCCAUGAACAAAGAGCAAAGCCCGCCUGUAGCCUGAGCUAUUCAUCGCCUCGUCUCAAUGGAUCAGAGUUCAUGGAAAAAAAUGUUUGGCAUCCUGUAGUAGUUAUAGUCCUUAAGUUACAACAGUUUGAUUAUGAAAAAAACAUCAGUACAAAAAGUAUGGAGCUUCUAAUGUUGUAGCGAUUUCGUGUGACCACAAGGAUCCUUCCUGGAAGGUAGUUGGUGGGUUGUGUGCACGCUCUACAUACGUCCAUGCUAGCAUAUCCUGCUGUGUGCGUGCGUCCUUCAUGUGUGUUCAUGUUCGUGCCGAUGUAGUGUGAAUGCAGGGCGAGCUGGACAAUGUGUCGUGUGUGUGUGUGUGGUGUGUGCUUUCCAUGAGAGUGCUGCUAAUUUCUAGUGUUGCUGUUUGUUUUCUCUACAAGGAAAAAUUAGCUGCUGCUGUUCUGAAGUU
Messenger RNA from Triticum dicoccoides, 1927 nucleotides. RefSeq lists its product as uncharacterized. The record is from RefSeq and is a predicted model, not a curated record. Lineage: Eukaryota; Viridiplantae; Streptophyta; Magnoliopsida; Poales; Poaceae. Bases 201 to 611 code for a protein of 136 amino acids. The transcript has 2 exons.